This is a messenger RNA of Doryrhamphus excisus (bluestripe pipefish), 556 nucleotides long. RefSeq names its product ribosomal protein S20 (gene rps20). The record is from RefSeq and is a predicted model, not a curated record. Gene Ontology annotation, molecular function: RNA binding; structural constituent of ribosome. Gene Ontology annotation, cellular component: ribosome; small ribosomal subunit. Gene Ontology annotation, biological process: translation. NCBI's taxonomy places the organism in Eukaryota, Metazoa, Chordata, Actinopteri, Syngnathiformes, Syngnathidae.
CACAAGGAAGAAACGUGAAAGAACCCGGAUGAGCAGUUUAUAACCAGGCAACAGGCCCGUGCUCGCCCUCUUUCAUGACAAGCUAACCACGUUGUUGGUUCCUGGCUCACCGCUGUUCGUUUGCAUUUCUCCCGAAUAAGUCGGUCAGGAAUUAUUCAUAAUGGCUUUCAAGGACACAGGGAAGGCACCCGUCGAGACGGAGGUGACCAUUCACCGCAUCCGCAUCACCCUCACCAGCCGCAACGUCAAGUCUCUGGAGAAAGUUUGUGCUGACUUGAUCCGUGGGGCAAAGGAGAAGAACCUGAAGGUGAAAGGACCCGUCCGCAUGCCAACCAAGACCCUGCGUAUCACCACCAGAAAGACCCCCUGUGGUGAAGGAUCCAAAACCUGGGAUCGCUUCCAGAUGAGGAUCCACAAACGCCUGAUCGAUCUGCACAGCCCAUCUGAAAUUGUCAAGCAGAUUACUUCCAUCAGCAUCGAACCUGGUGUGGAGGUUGAGGUGACCAUCGCUGACGCAUAAAUAUGCACAGGCUCCAAUAAAGGAUCAGGAAAGGAA